GUGAGUGGGUGAGUCCUUGAUGGAGGGGGUCUCGGCGGUGUCGCGGGAGAAAUGUUGGGGCAGUACGGCUCCAACGGCGAAGUCGGAGGCAUCAGUGGUGACAUAGAAAUGGCGAGUGGGGUCGGCGAUCUUGAGGACAGGGGUCGUGGUGAUGGUUUGCUUGAGGAAGUCGAAAGCCUGUUGGCGGCGAUCGUUCCAAUUGAAGGGCUCGUCCUUGCGUGUGAGGUUGUGGAGAGGGUAAGAGAUCUCGAAAAAGUUGCAAAUGAACGGGCGGUAAUAGUUGGCAAGGCCGAGGAAGGAACGGAGUUGGAGGAGGGUCUUGGGCGGGGGGUACUCGACGAGGGUUGUGACCUGCGAGGGGUCCAUACGGAUGCCUUCAGCGGAGACAAUGUGGCCAAGGAUCGAGAGGAGUUGGCGAAUGUGCUGAAGGUGGGACUUAAAGGUGGGGCUAAAGAUGAGGAUGUCAUCAAGGUACGCGACGACACAGACUUCGAGGAGGUCAUGGAAGAUGUGGUUCAUGGUGGACUGGAAUGUGGCGGGGCCAUUGGUGAGUCCGAAAGGCAUUACGAGGAACUCGUAGUGCCCGAACCGAGAGCGGAAUGCGGUCUUGUGGGUGUCCUCCGCGCAGAUACGGAUCUGGUGGAAGCCACUGCGAAGAUCGAUCUUGGUGAAAUAUUUGGCUCCAGGGAGGCGAUCAAGAAGUUCAGAUAUCCGGGGGAGUGGGUACUUGUUCUUCAUCGUGAUCUGGUUCAAGGCACGGUAGUCUGUGCACAUGCGGAGUUUCGAGGUGUCGUUCUUCUUGACGAAGAGACAACUGGUUCCGAAGGGGGAGGAGCUAGGCUUAAUGAAUCCUUUUUCAAGGAGGUCAUUGAGAUGGCGCUUCACUUCUUCGUCCUCGAGGACGGAGAAUAGGUACGGAUGGCGGCAAGGAGGAGAAUGGUCGGGCUCGAGAUCAAUGGUGUGGGAUACACCUCGAUCG
Chara braunii is the source of this 979-nucleotide messenger RNA. The record is from the annotation of a GenBank genome assembly. Lineage: Eukaryota; Viridiplantae; Streptophyta; Charophyceae; Charales; Characeae.